UGAAUAAAUUCAACAGAAGAAGAAGAACGGCGCGCGGGCGGUGCUUACGUAAGGAGAGGGAAAUCCAAAACAGAGCCGACGACACUUCUUCACCGAGAGCUGUGAAGCUGAAAUUUCGAUUAAGAUAGACAGCGAUUAUCAAGUGGACAGCUGAUAAAAAAAUGCAGAGGGCUUCUCGUUUGAAGCGUGAACUUCAAAUGCUAAGCACCGAGCCACCCCCUGGGAUAACAUGCUGGCAGACCGAAGAUCAGAUAGACGACCUCCGGGCACAGAUAUUGGGUGGAUCAGGAACUCCUUAUGAUGGUGGAGUGUUCUCCUUGGAGGUCAAGAUUCCAGAGAGGUACCCAUUUGAGCCUCCCAAAAUACGAUUCUUGACUCCAAUCUACCAUCCAAACAUUGACAAUUCAGGACGGAUCUGCCAUGAUGCUCUUAAACUGCCACCAAAGGGUGCCUGGAAGCCAUCUCUAAACAUCUCCACAGUCCUCACUUCCAUACAGCUACUCAUGGCAGAGCCAAAUCCAGACGACCCACUGAUGGCUGAUAUAUCAUCGGAAUUCAAAUACAACAAACACCUGUUUAUGGAGAAGGCCAGGAAGUGGACACAAGAACAUGCCAUCCAGAAGAAUUCUGGUGUUGUGGAUGGCAACAAAGAAAAUACUCCUGAUCAGAAAGCAUCAACCCGAAAGAGAGAAGCGCACAGUGUACAGCAGGAAGCAGAAGAUCCAGCAAAGAGAACCUGUGUGUAGUUUCCACCUCACUCAUGCCUGAUAAAACUGACACCUUGUUAGAACUGUGGUAUUAAUUUUAUACAAAGAUGUAAUACUUGUCUUCCUGUUUUUAAAUGUAUGUUAAUGUAUAAAAAUGUGGAUUGCUGUAUGUAUAAUGUGCGUGCUUGUGUUGUGAUAUUAAACUUUUAUUUUAUUAAUGUA
Oreochromis niloticus (Nile tilapia) is the source of this 929-nucleotide messenger RNA. RefSeq names its product ubiquitin-conjugating enzyme E2T (putative) (gene ube2t). NCBI's taxonomy places the organism in Eukaryota, Metazoa, Chordata, Actinopteri, Cichliformes, Cichlidae. The record is from RefSeq and is a predicted model, not a curated record. The transcript has 7 exons. The coding region runs from base 162 to 746 and encodes 194 amino acids.